Penicillium daleae is the source of this 417-nucleotide messenger RNA. Its product is annotated as DUF952 domain-containing protein. Lineage: Eukaryota; Fungi; Ascomycota; Eurotiomycetes; Eurotiales; Aspergillaceae. Bases 1 to 417 code for a protein of 138 amino acids. The record is from RefSeq and is a predicted model, not a curated record. The transcript is spliced from 2 exons.
AUGACUACCAUGGCUACCCUCGAAACCCAGCCCCGAUUUAUUUACAAGAUCAUCCCCUCCACGGCUCAAGUGCGCGAGCCACUUCCCGAUCGACUGCCCGUCAGCGAAUUGGAUCAGAGCUCGGGAUUUAUCCACCUUUCCAUGGCAUCCCAGGUGCCAAAUACGCUGAAGUUUUUCUUCAGCGAGGAGCCUGUCGUGUAUAUCCUACGCAUCAAAUAUGCGGACGUGGUUCAGGAUAUUCGUUGGGAAUCGCCAGACGGAAAAGUGUGCGGUCCGCGGCCAGGGGAGGGACUGUUCCCGCACUUGUAUAAUGGACUCAAAUUAGGGAAGCAUGAGGUGGAGAGCAUUGCGAUCUGGCAAAAUGAGGGAGGUUGGGGUAAGGCCCUGGAUGGCGCAGAGCCCUGGCUCGUGUCCUGA